Medioppia subpectinata is the source of this 1920-nucleotide messenger RNA. The record is from the annotation of a GenBank genome assembly. Lineage: Eukaryota; Metazoa; Arthropoda; Arachnida; Sarcoptiformes; Oppiidae.
AUGAGUGAAAUCAACACUCAUUUGACACAUGAUUUGUCGUCCCUAUCGUUGAAGGCGUCGACGCCUAACACCACCGAUGAGUCCACGAAUGGACCGAAUAGUGAGACCAACAGUCGGUCCAGAAGUGGACGUAAGAAGAAGAGCCAAACGAGUGAAACAACUAAUGGUUUGGCAAACGAUUUGCCGUCGCCUUCACUGAACGCGUCGACCCCUAAGACCGGCGACCACUUGAGGGCCGAACCCAACAGUGAGUCCAAGAGUCAGCCCAGAAGUCAACGUAAAAAGAAAGGGCAGACCAAUGGUGUUGUUGUGCGACAGAUCUCGUUGUCUCAUAUCAUGGGAUACGAGCCACAGAUGAAUGCGUUGAGAGAGUUGAUUGAAACCCCGCUCUCGAAGAGCCACCAAAUGAGACAAAUGAGUGCCGUUUUGCCCAAAAGUGUCCUCUUAUUUGGUCCGACGGGUUGUGGGAAGUCGUCGGCUGUGAAGGCGUUUUGCGCUCAUUUCAAUCAACAGAUGUUUUGCGUUCACAUAAAUUGUGCCACAAUUUUAGCCAAAAGUUUUGCCACAUCUGAGGAUAACUUGAGGACAAUCUUCACGAACGCCAUCGAAAUGAGUCCAAGUCUUGUCUGUUUAGAUAAUUUUGAAAUGAUUUCGUCGGCAAAGAAGUCAUCCGCAGAUCAGGAAAAGAGAUUGACUGCUAUAUUGUGUGCAAUUUUGGACGAUUUGCCGAUUGAUAAGCAUAUAGUGAUGGUUGCGGUCACUAAUAAACCCGAUUUAAUUGAUACCAGCCUUCGAAGGCCCGGACGUCUUGACCGGGAAAUUGAAUUCGCGGUUCCGCUGCCGAAGGAAAGGACAGCCAUUUUAAGGAAACAUUUAAGUGAAAUGAAUAGUGAUAUCAGUGACGAAGUGUUGUCUGGUUUGGCCCAAAGCGCCCACUCUUUCACUGGCGCUGAUUUGGCGCUCUCUUGUCGUGAAUCGGCUUUAAUUGCACUCAAAGACAAUCGACACGUAAUCAAUGAAAACGAUUUGAAACAGACGUUGAAGUCUAUCCGUCCGUCGGCUAUGAGAGAAAUCAGUUUAGAAGUUCCCAAUGUUUUCUGGACAGACAUCGGCGGUAUGCAUGGCGUCCGCAAUAAGUUGAUCCAAUCGGUCGUUUGGCCGCUCACUAAUCCCGAAGCGUUCACCAGAUUAGCCAUCAAUGCGCCCAAAGGUGUGCUUAUGUACGGACCGCCCGGUUGUUGCAAAACAAUGAUCGGUAAAGCGUUAGCCACAGAAAGUGGACUUAAUUUUCUGGCCAUAAAAGGUCCCGAAUUGUUCAACAAAUGGGUCGGAGAGUCAGAGCGAGCCGUUCGCGAAGUGUUCCGCAAAGCGAGAGCCGCCUCGCCUUCCAUACUGUUCUUUGACGAAAUCGAUGCGUUGGCCGCCGAACGAGGUGUCGGUCAGUCCACUGUUGGCGACCGAGUAUUGGCUCAGCUCUUGACCGAAAUCGAUGGCAUCGAACAACUGAAUGGAGUGGUGAUCGUCGCGGCCACCAAUCGGCCCGAUAUGAUAGAUAAGGCACUGUUAAGACCCGGUCGUCUCGAUUCCAUACUUUACGUCCCGUUACCUGAUAUGGAGACCAGAUAUGAGAUCUUAAGGAUCAGAACCAGGAAAAUGCCCCUCAAUUUUGAACAACCAGUCGAUGAGAUACUCAAACAAUUGGCGGUCAACACAGAAGGCUAUACCGGCGCUGAGAUAACGGGUGUUUGUCAAGAGGCGGGUCUAAUAGCCCUCGAGGGAGACAUCAACUGCCAAUUCGUUGAACUCAAACAUUUCGAGUCGGCGUUGGAAUCAAUUAAACCAAGAAUUUCUCGACAAAUGAUAGCGUUUUAUGAGAAUUAUAAGAAUGAAACGACAAAUAAUCCGAUAAAUAAAACUUAA